UCUCGGCCGAGAAUAAGUCUUCCUGGUUUCACGAUAUAGUCGGCUGCCUUCCCCUUUAAAUGUGUUUUGGACCCAUGCAAAAGUUGUGGUCACAGGAUUGAAAUAACUAACGCGAUUUCCAGAGGGAGAUUCAGUUAGGAGGGAAUCCUUUAUAUUUUCGCCGCGUUUCAGCGCAUCAGUAAACAGUUGAGCUGCUCUGACUCAUCUGCCGGUGUUAAAGCAGGAUAACCGGCUGUGGAAUGGCUUUGCUGACUCUGCACAGAGCGCCGUCUAUUUGCACAACACCGGACGAGCCUAUCCCCAGACGAGGAAGACUUCAGAAAAGAGAAAGUUUCGCCCUGGUUAAAGGGGCCGUGCUCCUGGUGGAAGAGGAAGAGAGGGAGGGAAUACAAGAAGAAACCGUAUCCCCUCGUCUGGGUCCUCGGCUCGGAGGCCAAGCUUCUGACACUCAACGCAGACAUUUGCAUGCAAUGAUUUCAUUACUGCGACCUGAAGACACAGUCAAACUGGCUGUACGUCUGGAGUCAGCGAGGACAGUCAGAGUUCGAUAUUUGCUCAUAAUUGGAACACUUGACAAUAAAGAAGAGAGUCUGCUACUCGGCAUGGACUUUCCAAGCUCAAACAGUGAUGAGUGCACUAUUGGCCUUGUCUUGCCAAUAUGGAGUGACACACAAGUUUAUCUAGAUGGAGAUGGAGGUUUCAGUGUGACAUCUGCAGAAGUGACACGAAUCUUCAAGCCUGUGUCCAUUCAGACGAUGUGGUCAGUUCUGCAAGCACUGCAUGGCUGUUGUGAACGGGCCGUGCGUGGGGCUGUUAUACCCAGCAGCGGCCUCGAGUGGGCACAGCAUUACAAACAGAAUGUGGAAUCUGACCAGCACUGCCUUAAUGAAUGGGGGGCUAUGACUGGCCUGGAGUCGGUGAGGAAAGACACUGGUGGAAGAUCAUCGUCGAACCGGGAGUCAGUGGAGAGGGAGAUCAAGGCCCAGCUACGGGAUAUCAUGAGGACUGAGGACUUGGAAAACAUUACUUCAAAGCAGGUGCGUACAUCUCUGGAAUCCAGAAUAGGUAUCGACAUGAAGGACUACAAGGAGUAUAUUGACAACGAGAUGAUGGUCACAAUGGCACAGAUGGACAAACCUUCCAGAAUCUUGGACUACCUUUACUUGGGUUCAGAAUGGAACGCUGCCAACUUUGAAGAACUACAGAAGAACAAUGUGGGCUACAUCCUGAAUGUUACCAUGGAGAUUGACAACUUUUUCCCAGAAUGCUUCACCUAUAUGAAUAUUCGAGUGUAUGAUGUGGAGGCGACUGACCUGCUGUCACACUGGAACAACACAUACAUGUUCAUCAACGAAGCAAGGAAGAGCGGACAGGCGGUCCUGGUGCAUUGUAAGAUGGGUGUCUCUCGCUCUGCCUCCACAGUAAUUGCUUUCCUGAUGAAGCAACAAGGCUGGACUUUAGAUCACGCACUCAACCACGUGAGAGAAAGACGGCCUAUUGUGCAGCCCAAUGACGGUUUCCUCAAACAGCUGAACACGUACAGCGGCAUCCUCAAUGCCAGCAAGCAGCGCCACAGUGCCCUCUGGAGGAGGAAGUCCAAAGCAGAAGCCCGUCAGCCGUCAGUCCACAACGAACCAGCGACAGGGGAUGAAAAUGAAGAGAAAGAGGAAGAAGAGGAGGAAUCGCAGAGCCCUGAUGAGGAAAGCAGCGAGGAGGACACUGACGUGUUUGAACAGAUGGGUGAGAAUGUUCUAGAUACUGGAGAGGCAGAAUCGGCCACAUCCAACCAGUUUCUUACUAUUCAGGAAAGUGAUAAGGUGUCGUCCAGCCCGAGCAGAAGUGGCAGGAUGGAUUUGUUUUCUCUUAUGCAGUCUAUUCAGCUUGAUGAUGAGGAUCGAGGGAUGGAUAAAGAGAUGAGCGUCUGUCAGAGACUUUCCCCAGGACAGAGACGGCGGAGUCAGGGAAGAAGAGGUUUGACUUAUCAGAGAGCACACGUGGAUGCUUCCCCUGAGCCCAGCAGCCGACAGACACAACACACAAACAAUGAUGAAGCCGGACUCUGAAACACUUCGACAGCCUCUUAAAAUGAUGGAGAAAAGUGAAAAGGUGAGGAAAAGGAACACAAACAGUCAUGCUAACACAAAUGGACGCUCUUGCACACAAGUCUUAUCCUUCUGAUUGUAUCAUUCCACGGAUUUAAAGAUUUAAAACAAGGUACUUUAUUCACAUAUUUGCUGUACUGAAGCUCAUUUAAGUCAUUUCACUUGGAGGAAAUGAGUAUCUCAUCAAUCUUUCCAUCCAUCUAGCCUGAAAAUCAUAAUCUGUGGUGAUUAUUCAGGUGGAUUGUAGUGAGUAUUAUUGAUACUGAUUCUUCAGAGCAUUUUCAUUCAAAAUUGUGCCUUUUUGAAAUCUUUGUAUUCUUUGCACCUUCAUAUAUUGAGCCAUAUUAUUCAGUUUAUUUCACAGGUUUUACUAUAGUGUUAUAGAGUGAAUGGAGUGUUUCGUAGCUGUAUCCAUUAUGACGUUAUCCAGAACCAUGAACAGAACAGCAAAGGGGGAAACGUUAGGAGAACGCUUGAAAAAUUCUCAUAUGUGUCAUGAUAAAUCAUUAGUUCCUUUCGAACAACUCGCGCUCAAUUCCUGGAGGGCUGCAGCUCUGCAGAUUUUAGCUCCAGCCACCUCCAACUUACACCUACUUGAAAGUUUCUAGUAGUCUUAAACAACUUUAGUUUAGUGUGUUUGGUUAGGGCUGGAACAAAACAAUGCAGAGCUGCGGCCCUCCAGGAAUCGAGUUUGAGACCUACAUGUACGCUUUAGAAAAGGGGUCACCAAACUUGGAGAGCCGGUGACCUGCAGAUUUGAGCUCCAACCCUAAUCAAACACCCCUGAACCAGCUAAUUAAGCUCUUACUAGAUAUACUAGAGUAACUAGAAACUUCCUGGCAGGUGUGUUGAAGCAAGUUGGAGCUAAACUCAGCAGGAUACUGGCCCUCUAGGACAGAGUUUGGACACCCCUGCUUUAGAACAAAACAAAAAUCUUCCAGAUUUCAAGUAAACAUGUUGUCAUAAAGAGCAUUUAUAUUCGUUUUCAGACAACACCAUUCCAGUGUUUGAACAUCAGACGUUAAGACAUCGGUAUUUGCUUAAAUAACCCUGAUUCUUAGAGAAAUGCUGUAAAUGACAACAUCUGGAUCAAACAAUAAAGAAUAAAACAAAUAUUAACAUUUCACUUGAAACUAUAUCUAAAUAACCAUUAAGUCAUGAGAGUUUUUCCAAGCGGCCUCUUAAUUUGCACCAUACCUUGUUGUUUUUAAUGAAUAAAUAUAUGAAUACGAGUGUGCGCACACUCAUUUGAACAGUCCUAUGCAAUAAUCUACUUUUAAUAGCUGUUUCUUCUCCAUGAAUGUGAAGCUUUGCGCUGCCUGUUGGAGAUCGGUUUGUGAAAAGAGUGUUGAGAACGCAAUCAAGGAUUGAACAUUUUAGUAUUCUAUAUGCCAGGGGUGCCCAACCUCUGUCUUGGAGGGCCGGUGUCCUACAUAUUUUAGUUCCAACCCCAAUUAAACACACCUGAAGCAGCUAAUCAAGCUCUUUCUAGACUUCCAGGCGGGUGCGUUAAAGGAAGUUGGAGCUAAACUAUGCUGGAGUUUGGGCACCCCUGCUCUUCCAUUUAAUUCCAUUUUGGUGUCAGAAAGAUUUUUCUAUAUAAAUAAGUGCUGUUUAUUCAGAGGAGGCAUUCAAUUGUUAAAAAGUGACACUAAAGACAUUUAUUACUGCUUUUUUAACUUUCCAAGUUCUUAAUUCCUAACAAUAUAAUGUAAAUGAAUACAAAUAUUAAGCAAUGGUUUCCAGCAUUGGUCAUAAUGAGAAAUAUUUAAUUCUUUAUUUAAAAAAAAUCAAAUAUAUUUCCGCUCAUUCAUUAAGCUGAUGCUUUUUAUCCAAUAUGAGAACAUUAAAUAUCUAUUAGAACUAAAGAAUCACACUAAACAAUUUUUAAAUAAACAACUUCGAUUACACUUUAGUUUAGGUCACAAUUCUUGCUGUUUACUACUUAUUACCUGCCUAUUAUUAUGAGAAGGGGUGUAGCGGACAUUUUAAAAGUGGGGCGGGGGGUGGCUGAAUGAGAUCCAAAAGUUUACGUUCAUAUAAUUAUUAAUUACCUGUUUCUAAAUGGUCUGGCUUUAAAAGUGAGGGGACGUAUCCCUGUCAUCCCGAUCCCCACCCCGGUUGCUGCGCCCCUGAUUAAGAGAUUAACUCUGAGGCGAAGGAGUGGACAAGCGAACGCAGAGAGCCUGAGUAUACGCAAGAGAGACCCUCUUGCAGACAUUCGGCCUCUCUUUCGCGCGUUCACUUGAGGUUUGCCCAUUCUGGCGACUCAUAAUUAACAGAAUAUCAGUAGUUAUAAAGUAUGAUCUUAUUCUACAUCCCUAAUCAUCCUACCCAAUACCAAAACCCAACUUCUACCCUACCAAAUAUUAAUAAACAGCUAAUUAGAAGUUUAUUAAUCUAGUAGUGUUAGUUAAUACCAUGAAUUGUGACCUAAACUAAAGUGUUAGCACAACUUUUUAUAUUACCUGUAAUAAACGUCACAUUUUUACUGUGUUUUUAAAUAAAUAAUUGCAGCAUUUUUAAAAAGUCUUUCUGACUCCACUUUUGAAUGGUAAAGUUACUAGACGGUGAUGUUUUUAAACCUUUGGAGCUAUUUUCACGUCUUUUGCAAUUAAGCAGAUGUUGUCUAAUAUUGUUUUUAACCUGUACAGUAUGUAGGAAACACAACCUGAGAAGAAAAACAAACAAACCCUGAGUAUUCUCCUUAAAGUGCCAUGCCUUGUGUCUGUACUCUUUCAAUCAUUCUGCAUGAUGGCUCAGUGCCUUUAGUACUGUAGAUAGAGGUGGACUGAAAGGACUACAUUUGUUGUAACUAACUAACUGUGUGUUUAGCUGUUAUGGGCUGGCUCAUUGGUGUGUGUGCGUUUGCAUGAUGUCGCGUGUAUCAUACUGUAUGCAUGCUGUUUGUACUGUAUGUGAAGCAUGUGUCCCUCUAUGUAUAAAUAUAUACAAUCUGCUGUAAAACAUUUUGUUUAUUCUGUCCUUGCACAAAGUGCCAAAUGUUGUGAGACCAAAGUUGUGUUGCGGGAUGUUCUUCGUUUGGGGCUCCACCGGUUUUGCAUUGUUUUUCCACAAGAAUGUCUUUUAAAUGAUGUAUUCGUUCUAGAUAACGGCCCACAGCCUUCAGAGCGCUGAUUUGCUUCCCCUCACCGGGUGUAUAAUGUGCCAUGCCUUAUCAGAUUCACGAAAUGGUUCUAUCAUUUGUUCUGAUGCGUAACUGCAGUUUUUUUUGUUCAUUUUUGGCAUUAUAUAUGUCAAGGUUGCUGUUGCUUUUUGUUUUCUAUUUAUGACUGAUCUGAACAUGUAUCUUUUAAAUUUGAUAUUCAUGGUUUUAUGUGAUAUAAAAAUUAAAAUGAAUUUGUUAUGGGA
Messenger RNA from Danio aesculapii, 5474 nucleotides. Its product is annotated as protein phosphatase Slingshot homolog 3. Gene Ontology annotation, cellular component: cytoplasm. The transcript has 16 exons. Gene Ontology annotation, biological process: actin cytoskeleton organization; protein dephosphorylation; negative regulation of actin filament polymerization. Gene Ontology annotation, molecular function: actin binding; protein tyrosine/serine/threonine phosphatase activity. The record is from RefSeq and is a predicted model, not a curated record. Bases 240 to 2063 code for a protein of 607 amino acids. NCBI's taxonomy places the organism in Eukaryota, Metazoa, Chordata, Actinopteri, Cypriniformes, Danionidae.